AUGCUGGAAGACAGCGCCGUGGAUGCUGAAAUUGUACAACGUUUACUGAAAAAGGAAAACACGCCGUAUGUCUUCAAACUCACUGGUAACAAAAACUCCUUCCUGCAGGAGUUGGCAUCAUUUCAGCCCGAAGUUGUACUGGCAGACAAUGCCCUGCCGCAGUUCAGCGCCAUAGAAGCACUGCAGAUUGUUCAGCAGCAACUGCCACAUAUACCAUUCAUACUGGUAACAGGUACUGUCUCUGAAGAAUUCGCCGCAGGCAUUAUUAAACAAGGUGCCGAUGACUAUGUACUGAAAGACCGGUUGGCCAGGCUGCCGGCGGCCAUUGAUGCGGCACUCCGGCACCGUGCCAUUGAAAAGGAAAAAACUGAUGCCGCAAAAAGACUGGCCGAAAGUGAAGAAAAAUACCGCACCCUGGUAGAACAUGCAUUUGACGGAAUUAUCAUCUACACCCUCGAUGGAACUAUACUGGAUUGCAACCACAGCGCCUGUAACUAUCUUGGUUACUCACAGGAAGAACUGAAAAAACUGAACGUAGCAAUAUUAUUUUAUAAAGAAGAACUUAUACAAAGGCCGCUCUAUUUUGAUACACUGAAAGCCGGCCAGGCCACCAUUGAUCACCGCCGCCUGAAAAGAAAAGACGGUACCCAUAUUGACAUGGAAAUUGGCACCAAGAUGAUGCCCGAUGGCAGGCUGAUGGCCAUUGGAAGAGAUAUUACAGAAAGAAAAAAAGCGGCCGAACAGCAGGCCCUGUUUGCCUCUAUUGUUAACUCCUCUGAUGAUGCCAUUAUCAGUAAAACCACCACCGGCCUUAUCACCAGCUGGAACCCCGGCGCAGCCUCCUUGUUUGGCUACAGCGCAGAAGAAGUCAUUGGCCGGCCAAUCUCCAUGAUAGUGCCUCCUGAAAGAAUGGAUGAAGAAAACAGCAUUCUUCAUAAAAUAAAUAAUGGAGAAUAUGUACAGCACCUGGAAACACAGCGCACCAAAAAAAACGGCGACAGGGUGUUUGUGUCGCUUACCGUAUCUCCCGUAAAAAAUAGUAAAGGCGUUAUUACCGGUUCUUCCAAGAUUGCACGCGAUAUUACGGAAAGAAAAAAAGCCGAAGAAUUGCUUCGCAAAAGCUAUGAAGAAAAAAAUACACUCUCUGUAAGAAUGGCCGCCAUAAUAAACACGCUGCCGGCGAAUAUUGCGCUGCUGGAUGAAAAAGGUUUUAUCGUUGAUGUAAAUGAUGCCUGGCGGCAGUUUGGGAGUGACAAUGGUUUUAUUGGCCACAAUCACAGCAUUGGCGAAAACUAUAUUGAGAUUUCAAAGAAAUCAACGGGAGAAUCUUCAAAAGAUGGCAGUUUGAUAGCCAAUGGCAUCAAAGAUGUAAUUGAUAACAAAAGAAAAGAAUUCGUUUUUGAAUAUCCCUGCCAUAGUCCCGGUGUAAAAAGAUGGUUCAGGAUGAUUGCUACCCAACUGGAAGGCAAGGAACUGGCGGGCGCCGUAGUGAUGCACAUUGAUAUUUCUGAACUGCGCAGACUGGAAGAAGAAAGACUGAAAAGCAAAAUAGAAGAGCAGAAAAAAAUUACCAGGGCCAUGCUGCUGGGACAGGAAAAUGAAAGAAGCCAGCUGGGACAGGAGCUGCAUGACAAUAUCAGCCAGCUGCUGGCGGCCAUCCGGAUGAAACUGAGCUUUCACCUGGCAAAAAGCAAAGCCAAACCGCCAAUACUGUCAGAUUGCAUCAACAACCUGCAGGAAGCUGUGGCCGAGACACGUAAUCUUUCGCACAGGAUGCUGAUGCCCAAAUUCAAAGAAAAUAGUUUUAUUGAUACGCUCAAAGAGCUUACACACAAUUACAGCCUGCAGCAGCGGAAGGUGCAGCUGGAGGCUGCUGGGUUUCCGGAACAAAAUAUUGCACCGGUUAUCCUGGAAACCCUGUACCGCAUUGCGCAGGAACAGCUGAACAAUAUUGAAAAACAUUCCAAAGCCAGCCUGGUCACGGUAAGCGUAAAUGCCGACCGGAACCAUGCUCAUAUGAUCAUUAAAGACAAUGGUAUUGGCUUCGACCGAAAGAAGAAACGGCCCGGUAUUGGUUUAACCAAUAUCAGUAACAGGGCUGAGUCUUUUAAUGGUGCUGUAAAAAUUAUAUCCGAACCGGGAAAGGGCUGUUCAUUGCUGGUGAACAUUCCGAUAUCAGAAAAACAUCAGGUGCAGGUGUAA
This is a messenger RNA of Ostertagia ostertagi, 2202 nucleotides long. Lineage: Eukaryota; Metazoa; Nematoda; Chromadorea; Rhabditida; Trichostrongylidae. The record is from the annotation of a GenBank genome assembly.